Molecule: messenger RNA, 1704 nt
Organism: Pelmatolapia mariae (spotted tilapia)
Lineage: Eukaryota; Metazoa; Chordata; Actinopteri; Cichliformes; Cichlidae
Exons: 9
Coding region: 1-1704 (567 amino acids)
Source: RefSeq, a predicted model, not a curated record
AUGGACAACCGUCAGUCUGUGAGAAACAACCGCAGUGCUAAUGCAGCAUCUGAUGAUCUGGUUUAUAUUGAGAGAGCAGAGGAGAGUCUGAAGUUUAAAGGGGCGGUACGCAGACAGUUUCCUGUAUUGCUGUCUUCUGAGUUCUUCAGUGUCCCAACUGAGACAUUCAAACCUCAUCACAGAGCUCCUUUCUUUCCUCACCAUCAUGUGAGUGUGAGAUUCCUCUGGAGUCUGGUGGCCUGCAGCACCUAUAAGACUGAGACCAGCCAGAUUCAGAAGACUGUGAGCUGCCUAAAGCCGCAACCAAACUGCAUUCCAAACAAUGACCUGGACCUGAAACAUCCAGAGCCUGAAAGGGAUCAUGAUGAAGAAAUGCCUCAGCAAGGCUCAGAAGCCAUGCAUUCUUCUUCAGCGCAAGAUUCUGAAGAGACUGAGACAAGCCAGAUUCAGAAGACUGUGAGCUGCCUAAAGCCGCAACCAAACUGCAUUCCAAACAAUGAUCUGGACCUGAAACAUCCAGAGCCUGAAAGGUGUCACAGUCAUCGUCUGGUGUGCACAACAAUAUCAUCUUUGGACAAGUGCAUUCAGUGUGUGGGACCGGUUUCCUCCCUCAAGUGGCUUGGCUAUAAGUGCAAAGUUUGUUUAGGGGUCUGGCACAAAUCCUGCCUUGCAAAAUUGUCAAAUCAGAAUUGUCACCAGUCAACACAGAAAGAAGAAAUUUCUGAAUAUUCAGGGGAAGAUGGAUUGCCACAUUCAGUUCUGGAUCAAAUAUCAAGCGAUGAUGAUGGCAACCACAGCAUAUCAGAAGAAGAAUAUGUGCCAGAUUCAGAGUCAUAUGAUGAAGAUUCAGAUGAAGACAUCUCAUUAUUGCCAAGCACAUCAAAAGGUCUGCUAUGCCAAGAUGACAUCUCCAAAGCGCAUGAACAAUCAGAUUCAACGAAUUUAAUCCACAACUUGACAAAGGACAAGCCAGAAGAUAAAAGUGAGCUUUGCGAAACUGAAUCAGAAAAAAUGACUUUAAGUAAAAGAAAUUACUGCUAUUUUUGUGGCAAACCACAAGCUAAAAUUUCCCGCCACCUGAAAACGCACAAAACAGCUCCUGAUGUUGUGCAUGCAUUUUCCCUGCCUAGAGACUCAAACGAGCGUAAAAGCCUGUUAGAGAAAUUGAGAAAUAAGGGAAAUUUUAAGCAUAAUGCUGCAGUGUUGCAUGGUGGAGUGGGACCACUGAAAGUGAAGAGAAGACCCAAGAUUAAAGCAGUAGAGGGAAAGUUUGCUCAUUGCUUUUAUUGUCAAGGGAUGUAUGUUCGCAAGGAUCUUUGGAGACAUGUCCGCAGAUGUCCUAACAAACCAAAAGAUGACACGGAUAAAGAACCUGGAAGAACCAAAGUACUUGGCCUGGCUUUAACUCUGGAGUCUCAGUGUUAUCCGCAGGUGUCAAGUGGAGUGUGGAAGGUUCUUGCUGUUAUGAAACAAGAUGAGAUUGCCUCAGCUGUGCGAAAUGACUUUACUGUUAUUCAGUUUGCCCAGUCCCUCUACAAUAAACAUGGACAAGACCCUACUAAGUAUGAUUAUAUACGACAGAAGCUUCGUGAAGCGGGACGUUUGUUGUUGUGUCUGCGUACAGAAUUCUCAGUGCAUAACAUCGAAGAAGCUAUUAAGCCUGCUAACUUCCAGAGAGUUGUGCAAGCAAGGAUGGAGCCCUAA